AUUCCCCACUGGGCCACCCGACUGUCUGGGACAGUGCCUUGCCAGCCGCCAGCGGCCAUGGCUGGGCCUGGAGGCCUCCUCCCGCUCUGCCUUUUAACCUUCUGUCUGGCAGGCUCCACCAGCUUCAUGAGCGAGCCAAAGGUGCGCUCCAAACGCUGUGACACGAAGACCAAGUUUUUCACCCACACAGCGUGCAUCCCAUGCACCACCACCGGGAGGCGGAUGUGUCCCCUAGGCUGGAACCGGGAGUUUCCUGAGAAGAUUUCCCGGGACUGCAGCUACGAGGUGCACCUGGGGGAAGCCAUGCUGUCCAUAAAAGGCUGCAGACAGGAAUGCUGGAAGGAAGAAGUACAAGAGGCCUGCUGCCCUGGCUACUGGGGACCGAAGUGCUACGAGUGUCCCGGGGGAGCUGAGACCCCAUGCAAUGGCCAUGGGACCUGCCUGGACGGCCUGAGCAGGAAUGGGACCUGCGUGUGUGAGGAAAACUUCAGUGGCUCAGACUGUCAGGAGUGUCGGGAUCCUGGCCGGUUUGGGCCUGACUGCCAAUCUGUGUGCGGCUGCGUGCAUGGCGUAUGCAACAACGGGCCUCGUGGGACCGGGAGCUGCCUGUGCUUUGCUGGCUACACCGGGCCUCUCUGUGACCAAGCGGUGCCGGCCUGCCAGCUUCUGCAGUGCCCCAAGAACUCACAGUGCUCUGAGAAGGUCCCCUCCUGCCAGUGUCUGCCCGGCUACACCAAGGAGGGCAAUCAAUGCCUAGCCCCUGAUCCCUGCCAGCCACAAUCAUCACCCUGCUCCCCGAAAGCCCAGUGCUCAGUGAGCCCUACGGGGAAGGCCCAGUGUCACUGCCAGGAGGGUUACAAUGGCAACGGGAAGGUGUGUUUGCCUCAUGACCCGUGCUCUGUCAACCACGGGGGCUGCCCCAGAAACACCACGUUGUGCAUGUCCCAUCAGCCAGGCAAGGCCUUCUGUUCGUGUAAGCCUGGACUGACUAGCAGGAACUUCAAUGCCUCCGCUGGUUGUUUCGCUGUCUGCUCCCCUCACACCUGUGCCCGGUCAGCCACCUGCCGGGUGACCCCCGAAGGGAAGACCAGCUGCAUAUGCAAAGAGGGUGAGGUGGGAAACGAGUAUUCCUGCUACAGCCACCUGCUCCACGAGAUACAGAAGGCCAGCCAGCCGGGCCUGGUGCUACUGCGUCUGAAAGCCGCCCUCAACAUGCUGAGUCAGGGCUGCAAGGAGCUACUCACUACAUCUGGCCCAUUCACUGUCCUCGUGCCUUCAGUCAUCAGCUCCUUGAAGGACAUGAACACGUCCUUUGCCCAGCAAUUGUGCAGACAGCACAUCAUCGCAGGGCAACACAUACUGGAGGAGAAGUUCUCACUGACACAGACACAGACACAGGCACAGACACAGAUACAGAAACAGACGUGGUGGACCCUGGCUGGGCAGCUCAUCACUGUCUCCUUCAACCAGUUCACACGCAAACACGUCUACGUGUAUGAUGACCAGCCCCAGAAAAAGCUCAACUUCAUCAGAACCAACUAUGCAGCAGCCAAUGGCAUUUUCCAUCUGGUCAGCACCCUGCGGUUGGACCCCCCCACAGGCUUUCCUGGGGACCCCGAGAGAACGAUCGGCCGGAUCCUCGCCUCCACUGAAGCCUUCAGUCGCUUUGAGACCAUCCUGGAGAACUGUGGGCUGCCCUCCAUUCUGGACGGACCUGGGCCUUUCACAGUCUUCGUCCCAAGCAACGAGGCUGUGGACAGCUUGCGAGAUGGUCGCCUCAUCUACCUCUUUACAUCAGGUGUGUCCAAACUGCAGGAGCUGGUGAGGUACCACAUCUACAACCACGGCCAGCUGACUUCUGACAAGCUCAUCUCCAAGGGUCGGGUCCUCACAAUGGCAAACCAGGUCCUGACCGUGAACAUCUCCGAGGAGGGGCGCAUUCUGCUAGAACCUCAUGGGAUCCCACUGCGACAAGUGGACGUGCAGGCUGCCAACGGCGUGAUCCAUUUGCUGGAGGGCAUCCUGCUGCCUCCGACCAUCCUACCCAUCCUGCCCAAGCACUGCAGCGAGGAGCAGCACAAGAUAGUGGCGGGUUCCUGUGUGGACUGCCAUGCUCUGAACACUAGCAAGUGCCCUGACAACAGCAUAGAGCUGGACAUCUUCCCCAAAGAGUGUGUCUACACUUACGACCCCGCUGGGCUCAAUGUCCUGAGGAAGGGUUGUGCUCGCCACUGCAACCAGACCAUCAUGAAGCCCGGCUGUUGCAAAGGAUUUUUUGGGCCUGACUGUGCACAGUGUCCAGGCGGCUUCUCCAAUCCCUGCUACGGCAAAGGCAACUGCAGUGAUGGGAUCCAGGGCAACGGAGCCUGCCUCUGCUUCCCAGACUACAAGGGCAUUGCCUGCCACAUCUGCUCCAACCCAAAGAAACAUGGAGAGCGGUGCCAGGAAGACUGCGGCUGUGUCCAUGGUCUAUGCGACAACCGUCCAGGCAGUGGGGGUGUGUGUCAGCGUGGCACGUGUGCCCCUGGCUUCAACGGCCGCUUCUGCAAUGAGUCCACAGGGGACUGUGGGCCCACAGGCCUGGCCCAGAACUGCCACCAGAACGCCCGCUGCGUCAGCAAGGGGGACAGCACCAGGUGUGUCUGCAAAGAUGGCUUUGAGGGCGAUGGCUUCACCUGCACCCCCAGCAACCCUUGCUCCCGCCCAGACCGCGGUGGCUGCUCAGAAAACGCCGAGUGUGUCCCUGGUGCCUCAGGUACCCACAACUGCACGUGCCACAAAGGCUGGAGUGGGGAUGGCCGGGUCUGUGUGGCCAUUGAUGAGUGUGAGCUGGACACUCGAGGCGGAUGUCACGCCGACGCCCUCUGCAGUUACGUGGGCCCUGGGCAGAGCCGGUGCACCUGCAAGCUGGGCUUUGCUGGGGAUGGCUACCUGUGCAGCCCCAUCGACCCCUGCCGAGUGGGCAACGGAGGCUGCCACAACCUGGCCACCUGCCGGGCUACUGGGGGCGGCCAGCGGGUCUGCACCUGCCCCUCUGGCUAUGGGGGUGAUGGCCUCAGCUGCUAUGGAGACAUCUUGCAGGAGCUGGAGGCAAAUGCCCACUUCUCCCUCUUCUUCCAGUGGAUCAAGAGUUCGGGGGUCACCCUUCCUGCCGACAGCGGCGUCACAGCCCUGGUGCCCUCUGAGUCUGCCAUCCGUAGCUUGAGCCCCAAGGACCGGGCUUUCUGGCUCCAGCCGAGGAUGCUGCCUCAGCUGGCAAGGGCCCAUUUUCUCCAAGGAGCCCACUCUGAGGAGGAGCUGGUCCAGCUGGGUGGGCAGGAGGUGGCAACCCUGAACCCCACCACACGCUGGGAGAUUCGCAACAUUAGUGGGAGGGUCUGGGUGCAGAACGCAAGCGUGGACGUGGCUGACCUCCUUGCCACCAAUGGUGUCCUACACAUCAUCAGCCAGGUCUUGCUGCCUCCUCUGGGGAAUGCCUCGCAGGAGCCGGGGUUACUAAAGCAACUAGACUCUGUGCCAGCCUUCAGUCUCUUCCGGGAGCUGCUGCAGCGCCAUGGGCUAGUGUCCCAGAUUGAGGCUGCCCCAGCCUACACCAUCUUCGUGCCCACAAAUCGAUCACUGGAGGCCCAUGGCAACAACAGCAGCCUGGACGCAGACACAGUGCGACACCACGUGAUCCUGGGAGAGGCACUCUCCACGGAGAAUCUGAAGAGAGGGGGACAUCGCAACUCUCUCCUGGGCCCCGCCCACUGGCUGGUCUUCUACAACCACAGCGGCCAGCCUGAGGUGAAUCACCUGCCUCUGGAAGGCCCCCUGCUAGAAGACCCCAGCCGCUCCUUGUUCGGUCUGUCCGGUGUCCUGACGGUGGGCUCCAGCCGCUGCCUGCACAGUCAUGCCGAGGCCCUGCGGGAAAAAUGCACCAAUUGCACCCGGAAGGUUCGCUGCUUGAAGGGCUACCAGCUGCAGGACACCCCCCAGAAGAGCUGUGUCUACAGAUCUGGCUUAUCCUUCUCCCGAGGCUGUUCUUACACGUGUGCCAAGAAGAUUGAGGUGCCUGACUGCUGCCCUGGCUUCUUUGGCACACUGUGUGAGCCGUGUCCUGGGGGCCUGGGUGGCGUGUGCUCGGGCCAUGGUCAGUGUCAGGACAGAUUACUGGGCAGUGGAGAGUGUCGCUGUCAGGAGGGCUUCCACGGGACAGCCUGCGAGAUGUGUGAACUGGGUCGCUACGGGCCCAACUGUACCGGAGUGUGUGACUGUGCCAAUGGGCUGUGUCAGGAGGGGCUGCACGGAGACGGAAGCUGUGUCUGUAAUGUGGGCUGGCAGGGUCGCCGCUGUGACCAGAAAAUCACCAUCCCUCAGUGUCCAAAGAUGUGUGACUCCAAUGCCAACUGUGUUCAGGACUCAGCUGGAGCUUCUGUCUGCGUCUGUGCUGCAGGAUAUUCAGGCAACGGCACCCACUGUUCAGAAGUGGACCCCUGUGCCCAUGACCAUGGGGGGUGUUCUCCCCAUGCCAACUGCACCAAGGUGGCACCUGGACAGCGGACAUGCACCUGCCAGGAAGGCUACACGGGUGAUGGGGAACUGUGCCAAGAGGUUAACAGCUGUCUCAUCCACCAUGGCGGCUGCCACGUUCACGCUGAGUGCAUCCCUACAGGUCCCAAACAGGUCUCCUGCAGCUGCCGUGAGGGUUACAGCGGGGAUGGUAUCAGGACCUGUGAGCCUCUGAAUCCCUGUUCAAAGAACAACGGAGGCUGCAGUAUCCAUGCAGUGUGCAAAAGCACAGGGGAUGGCCAGAGGACAUGCACCUGCAACUCAGCCUACGCUGUGGGGGACGGAAUCACCUGCCGUGGUCGAGUUGGCAUGGAGCUCAUCCGGGACAAGCAUGCCUCAUUCUUCAGACACAACCUCCUGGAGUCCAAAGAACUUUGGGGUGAUGGGCCUUUCACUAUCUUCGUGCCGCGCUCAGAUCUGACGACCAAUCUGACAUUGGACGAACAGGCCCGGAUUGGCGCACACCGCCGCCUCGUCUUCCGAUACCACGUGGUGGGCUGUGGGAAACUGCGGAGCCCCGAGCUUCUGGAAGCUGAGUACAUCACGACGCUCUCUGGGCACUCACUGCGCUUCAGUGAAAGGGAGGGCGAUAUAUACAUCAAUGACUACGCACGCAUUGUGAGCAGCGACCACGAGGCGAUGAAUGGCAUCCUCCACUUCAUUGACCGUGUUCUGCUGCCUCCUGAUGUGCUGCACGCGGAGCCUACCGCUGCCCCAAUCUUGAAGAAAAACGUCAUCGAUGCUGCUGAGAGCUUCGGUUACAAGAUCUUCAGCCGUCUUGUGAAGGACGUUGGCCUCCUGUCUUUGCUUCGACAUGUGGACCAUGGGCCCUUUACAAUGCUGUGGCCCACAGACUCCGCCCUGCGAGCUUUGCCCCAAGAGCGCCAGGCCUGGCUGUACCAUGAGUAUCAUCGAGACAGGCUGGCAGCCAUUCUGAGGGCCCAUGUGAUCCACAAUGUUGAGGCCUUGGCAGCAGACCUGCCGAACCUGCGUGCACUUCGCACCAUGCAUGGGAACCUUAUCUCCUUCUCCUGCAGCCGCACCCGACCGGGCGAGCUCAUGGUGGGUGACGGUGAUGCCCGCAUUGUGCAGAGGCACCUACCCUUUGAGGGUGGCUUGGCCUAUGGCAUUGACCAGCUACUGGAGCCACCAGGCCUUGGUGCCCGCUGUGACCACUUUGAAUUCAAGGAAUAUAAGAUGGAUUGCACCCCCUGUUGGAGGGACCUCUCUUGUCCUCCGGGCUGGAAGAAGAAGGACAAACCUGAGGAAUGCUGGGGAGUCAGUGCCGACAGGCCAUUUAUACCAAUAUUUUGGCGGAGUAGUAUCAUGUUACACUAUUACAUGGAACAGCAUAAGGGCUGCAAGCAAAAGUGCAUCACCACUGAGUGGAAGCCCACCUGCUGCCCUGGCCACUAUGGCAGUGAGUGUCGAGCAUGUCCUGGAGGCCUCAACAACCCCUGCGGGGGUCAUGGCACGUGCUUGGACGGCGUGAACGGCAGUGGCCAGUGCAAUUGCCAUUCAGGCUUUACUGGGACAGCUUGUGAACUCUGUGCCCCAGGGUCUUUUGGACCCAACUGUCAAGCCUGCCGCUGCACCUCCCAUGGCCAUUGCGAUGAAGGCCUCGGGGGAUCUGGCGCCUGCUUCUGUGAUGAAGGCUGGAUGGGACCACGCUGUGAGGUGCAGCUGAAGCUGCAGCCUGUGUGCAUCCCACCCUGCGCCCCUCAGGCUGUGUGCCGGGUGAACAACACCUGUGAGUGCAGCCUUGGCUAUGAAGGAGAUGGGCACGUGUGCACAGUGGUGGACCUAUGCCAGGAUGGGCACGGGGGCUGCAGUGAGCAUGCCAACUGCAGUCAGGUGGGCACAGUGGUCACUUGCACCUGCUGGCCUGACUAUGAGGGUGACGGCUGGAUCUGCCGGCCUCGCAACCCCUGUGAAGAUGGCCACCGUGGGGGCUGCAGCGAACAUGCUGACUGCCUGAACAUCGGCCCGAACACACGGCGCUGCGAGUGCCACGCUGGCUAUGCGGGUGAUGGGCUGCUGUGUGUGGAGGAGUUUGAGUUGCCUGUGGACCGCUGCCUGGACCAGCCCCGACCCUGUCACAUAGAUGCCACGUGCACUGACCUGCACUUUCAGGAGAAACGGGCUGGGGUCUUCCAUCUCCAGGCCUCCAGUGGCCCUUACGGCCUGAAUUUCUCAGAGGCUGAGGCAGCGUGCAAGGCCCAGGGAGCUGUCUUAGCGUCUGUCUCUCAGUUGUCUGCUGCCCAGCAGCUGGGCUUCCACCUGUGUCUUGUGGGCUGGCUGGCCAACGGCUCAACAGGCUACCCCGUCGUUUUUCCCAAGGAAGACUGCGGCGGCAACCGGGUGGGCGUAGUCAGCCUGGGCCUCAGUCAGAACCUUUCAAAGCAUUGGGACGCCUACUGUUACCGAAUUGAAGAUGUGAUAUGCCAAUGUCACAAUGGUUUUGUGGGCGACGGGACCAGUAUGUGCAAUGGGAAGUUGCUUGAUGUCUUGGCUGCUACGGCGAACUUCUCUACCUUCUACAGGAUGCUGCUGGACUAUGCCAAUGCCAGCCAGCAAGGUCUUGAGUUCCUGGAUUUCCUGGAUGACGAGCUCACCUACAAGACACUCUUUGUCCCUGUCAACGAAGGCUUUGUGGACAACAUGACGCUGAAUGGGGCUGACCUGGAGCUGCACGCCUCCAACGCCACCUUCCUGAGUGCCAAUGCCAGCCAGGGGACCUUACUCCAGGCCCACUCGGGCCUCAGCCUCUUCAUCAGUGACUCUGGCAACAGUUCCCGCACCCCUGUGGUACCAGGGGCAGUAGUGGUUGGCAGUGUCAUCCAGUGGGACAUCGAAGCCUUGAAUGGCAUCAUCCACACUCUGGCUAGCCCCCUCCUGGCACCUCCACAGCCUGGGGCAGUGUUGGCACGUGAGGCCCCACCUGUGGCAGCAGGCGUGGGGGCCGUGGUGGCUGUGGGAACACUCCUCGGCCUGGCAGCUGGAACCCUCUACCUCCGUGCCCGGGGCAAGACCAAGGGCUUUCGCUUAUCCACCUUCCAGGCAGAAGCUGAUGCUGAUGACGACUUCUCCCUGUGGCAGGAGGGAACCAGCCCGACCCUGGUCUCUGUCCCCAACCCUGUCUUCGGUAGCCCUGAAGACUUCUGUGAGCCCUUUGACGAUUCGCUGCUGGAGGACGACUUCUCAGACACCAAGAGGAUCCUGGCAGUCAAGUGA
Elephantulus edwardii (Cape elephant shrew) is the source of this 7785-nucleotide messenger RNA. It is a transcript of the gene STAB1, whose product is annotated as stabilin 1. The record is from RefSeq and is a predicted model, not a curated record. Gene Ontology annotation, molecular function: hyaluronic acid binding; calcium ion binding. Lineage: Eukaryota; Metazoa; Chordata; Mammalia; Macroscelidea; Macroscelididae. Gene Ontology annotation, biological process: cell adhesion. The transcript is spliced from 69 exons. The coding region runs from base 58 to 7785 and encodes 2575 amino acids.